This is a messenger RNA of Lodderomyces margitis, 1542 nucleotides long. RefSeq lists its product as uncharacterized. NCBI's taxonomy places the organism in Eukaryota, Fungi, Ascomycota, Pichiomycetes, Serinales, Debaryomycetaceae. The record is from RefSeq and is a predicted model, not a curated record. Gene Ontology annotation, biological process: transmembrane transport. Gene Ontology annotation, molecular function: transmembrane transporter activity. The coding region runs from base 1 to 1542 and encodes 513 amino acids. Gene Ontology annotation, cellular component: membrane. The transcript has a single exon.
AUGAGUUUGUCGGAUAAGAUCAGCAAUGAUGUCGAAAAACAUGGUCAUCACCUUUUAGAUGCUAUUCCAGAGGGUAAUAUCAGUUCAAUCAACAAAACUGGUUUGGAACUUUAUGAAAAAGCUCAGGACGUGACUGAGGAGGAAGAUGCUGAAAUAUACAAAAAGAUUGUCCGAAAAUUAGAUUACCGAAUUGUUCCAUUAUUGUGUUUUACCUAUAUGCUUCAAUUUUUAGACAAAUUGUCAUUGAAUUAUGCCUCUGCUUACACACUCAUUGAAGAUUUGGGCUUGGAAGGGCAACGUUAUUCAUGGGUUGCUGCUGUUUUUAACUUUGGGUACUUGUUCUGGGCCUAUCCAGGAAACUACAUCAUCCAGAAAUUACCAGUUGCUAAAUAUACUUCGUUUAUGUUGUUUUCGUGGUCAAUUAUCUUGAUUGGCCAUGUUGGGUUGAGAAACUACCAAGGUGCAUUGGUCAUUAGGUUCUUGUUGGGUAUGUUUGAAGCUGGUAUAAGUCCGUCAUGCAUGAUGAUUUGUGGCUCCUUUUACACCAUUCAACAACAACCAAUUAGAAUGUGUUUGUUUUUGUCGUUCAACGGUAUUGCCACAAUGUUGGGGGCAUUGUUGGCUUUCGGAUUGGGACACGUUGAAAACGGUACAGUCACCCAGUGGCAAUUGAUUUUUCUUGUCAUUGGAUUGAUCAACUUUGCAUGGUCAUUGAUUUUCCUUUGGUUGUGUCCCGAUUCACCUCAGGGUGCCAAGUUCUUGACCGAACAAGAAAGGUCCAUUUUAAUCAAACAUAUUGCUAAAAACAACCAAGGUGUCAAAGAUCAAAAAUUCCAGAAAUACCAAGCAUUUGAAGCACUCAAGGAUACCACGGUAUUGAUGUUGGCUGCCAUCGGACUAGCAUGCGGUGUGAUCAAUGGUGGAUCGUCCAACUUUAUCUCAGCAUUGAUUAGAGGAUUUGGUUUUACUGGGAUAGAGGCUACCGCAUUGCAGUUGCCAUUGGGUGCAAUUGAGUUCGUGUUUGUUCUUGUGGGUGGUUACAUUGCCCUUCGAGUGAAAAAUACCAGAUGCAUUGUGCUAUUCGUAUUUUGCAUAGCUCCUUUGGGUGGGUUAAUUGGUAUCCAGACAAUACCUUUGGAACGGAGAUGGGAUUUGGUUGGAUGUUCGUUUUUGCAGUAUAUUGUCGGGGGACCGAUAAUCAUGUGCUGGAUCUUGUUAAAUGCCAAUGUUUCGGGAAGUUCGAAAAAAACAACUGCCAAUGGAUUGUGGUUUUUGAUGUAUGCUGCUGGUAAUAUUACUGGAGCCAAUAUCUUUUAUGCUGACCAGGCGCCCAAGUACAGAAGUGGUAUUAUGGGAAUGUUGACAAGUUAUUGUGGAGUCAUGGCCUUGGCAAUUUUGAUGCGGUUAGUGUUGAUGAGAAGAAACAGCAUGAGAGAUAAGGAGUUGGGUAAACAGACAGAGGAGCAAGCCGAGCAGGCAAUUUUGAAUGGGUUCAUGGGAAUGACUGAUUUUGAAAACAAAGGGUUCAGAUACUCAUUGUGA